CGAAAUACGACGAGAGCGCGCGUCUUUGUACGCGGCGCUUUUUUUGCGCGAAACGGCCGAGCGUUAUACCCUCCGCGGUGGACAUUUAAAUCGAAGUCAUCCGGUCCCUUUAAACGAUUGUUUUAGUUCCGGAUCACAUUGGUUCGACUCCCUGAUCCAUCUAGUUCUACAAUCAUGGCACAGUUUUGAUCGCAGGGACGAGUAAUUGUUUGGAGGGGGAUUUUUCGAGGUCCACUAUGUCCGCGUAGCGGAAGCCUACUUUGUGCUGGGCGCCGGCUGCUGGCGGUGCGGGCCACAUCGCGUCGAGGGAUGAUGAUCUCCACGCGUCAGGUGGACUUCGUUCACCCGGAGAUGACCAGCGGAAGCUUCAAGACACCCACGGCCAAGGAACCAGGAGGAUCGCGGCGCUCAAUCGUCAAGCCGGGCCAGCUGCCGGCGGCUGCCAUUGUGAUGGACGAGUACGGACAGACUCCCGACCACUUCUACCUGGCCCGCAAUCCGGCCAAGCCGCCCGCCGAGAGGAACCAGGUCAAGCGCCGGCUAGACAUGGAGUCCCCUGAGCCGUUUGCCUUUAAGGCACCAGCGGCAAAGAAGGGCCGUCUGGCCAGCUCAGCAGGAAGCCAACUUCGCAAAGGUGGGGAACGCAACCGGUAUGACACAUCCCUUGGUCUCCUCACAAAAAAGUUCAUCCAGCUUCUGAAGGGUGCAACAGAUGGGGUGGUGGAUCUGAAUAAAGCGUCAGAGCUACUAGGCGUGCAGAAGCGGCGCAUCUAUGACAUUACUAACGUGCUAGAGGGAGUUGGCCUCAUCGAGAAGAAGUCCAAAAACAACAUCCGGUGGCGGGAGGGGCGUGGAGCAGCCACUCUGAACGGCAGCAGGCAGCGCGUCUUGCAGCAGGAGAUUGAUGAGUGCAUCAAGAUGGAACGUGAGCUGGACGAGCUCCUGGAGGGAGCAGCGUCUGACCUGCGAGGGCUGACCGAGCAUGAUGAUCGAAGGCAUGCUUAUGUAACGUACCGGGACCUGCGAAGCAUCAACAGCCUGGCCGACCAGACUGUGAUAGCUGUCAAGGCACCUCCCGAGACACGCCUGGAAGUGCCUGAUCCUCACAAGGGCCUGCAGAUAUGGCUCAAGAGUGACAAAGGGGAGAUCGAGGUGUACCUGUCCAACCCUGAAGAUCCCGUGGGACUAAUCGGUUGCGAAGCAGACAUCCCCGCUACCAGCUUGCCUUCAUUGUCGUCUUCAGGGGACUACGAGGAAGCGGCAGCCCAAUCUGCAUCUGGAGGACCCUCUACGGAGGAGGUGUGCCUAAAGCGAGCCCUCAUCUCGGAAGAGGACGACCUCGGGCCAAUGGGCGGCCGACAGCUGCUGCUGCAAACUGAGGACCAGCUGCUAGCAGACAGCUUUGUGCAACUGGAGCCCCCUCUUUCCGAGGAGGACUACGCCUUCACUCUCGACCAGGCUGAGGGCAUUGCUGACCUGUUCGACGACUACGACUUUUCCGACCUCUGCCCCCCGUCCAAGUGAUGGCGUGUCUCUCCUUUAUGAUUCCAAUCUACCCCCCCGACUCUGUCUGUCUGUGCCGACAAGUACAAAAAAACAGGCGCUGUGCCGUUGCCGGCUCUUCCCCCGGUGACGCCCUUCUCCCCUCUCCCUCUCCACAUAGCACUGCCACAGCAUGCACGUGCACGCAUCGUUUCCUACUCGUGCAUAAAUGCAGGUGGCCAACAUAGUGUACAGUACUGUCGAUGGGAAAUCAAACGUGUUGAGCCUAUGUUGGGGUUUCUAAGUGAUUCUCCGCCACAUGUGUGUGUGUGUGACCCUGUCUUUUCCUGGUAUCUGUUGUUUGUGUCUGUGUGUUGAGUCUGUUGUUUGUUUGUUUUGUUCAUUUUCUACUCUGCUGUUUUAUAUUUAUGCUUUUGACAGAUAGUUUUUAGACCGCGUCCUCUCUUGUUCGAGGAUGAACUGUGGUGUUCUUUUGCUUGGCUUAUUGUGGGGCGCAUCAGCAGAAAGAUAUACAUCAAUUGUCUACUCGCUGGUGCUGCCUCUGGAAUGAAGUUUUACUAAAUGUAUCUUAGUCGUGUUUAAAGGGACACUAAAGGUUAAUAUUAAGUCAACGUGGACUGUUGAAAUACCACCCCAGAAGCCUCGAAACGCUUGUUUCGUGCGAAGAAGAGACUUAUUUUAAGAGAAAAUGCAUUCUGAAGCGUCCGCGUAUCUCUAGCGCAGUUCAAAUCACCCGCCCUCCGAUCGAGGAGUAUUGACGUCAUGGUCUCUUAGUGACGUUACGCCGUCGGUGAGUAAAACGGCUCCUCCAGACGGCGCUACGGCUUUUCUGCACAAAACGCAAACGCGCGGCCACAAACAGAGCCAAGACAGAGCCGACAGCAGCGCGAAAGCGGAACUGUGGUGGGUAGUGGAAGGGAAAGCUCAUGACGAUAAGCUAGUUCUUUAUUUUAUGACGCCAACUUCGACGCUCGUUGCAAUGGAUGACCCUGACAACAACACAUUAGCUCACGAUGCUGGGCUCGAGUUCAGCGAUUUAAGCACUGAUGAACGUGACCUGCUGUUGAGGGCUCGCGCUGCCGGCGUCGUUGCGUACUACUACGACGACGGCCUGCUUUGAAAGGCACGUCACGUGACUUCAGUAAGUCGGCGUUGAACUCGUAAUCCUCUGGAUGAAAGUGCAGCGAGCACACUACGGGAUUUUUCAGCCCUUUGCCAGCGCGCUGUGGCAGAGGUACGGCACUUAACCACUCUGAACGGAGAGGUUCACUCGUUGGCACACAGUGAUAAGUAACGUUGGAUUUGCUGCUGCAACUGCCUUUGGCCAAGUUUCACGGACCGUUCGCGCAUCCCACGACAUCACAUGGACGUGGCAUUCUCGCUGCUUGUUCCAAAUUGCAAAUGCAAAUUUUGCGAGCCAUCAGGACCACCGCAGCACGAGGCAAUAAAGAAACAACUGAAACUCAAAAGCGCGGGGCGCAAAGUCGAGCGCGCAGAGUCGAGCGAAAGCGAAACCUUUCGAUCACCCAUGCUAUUCAAGGGUAACGUCAAAAUUGUUUUUCUUAGAAUCAAAUAGAAGUAGACAAGUAGCAUUUUCUUCCGUCUUAUAAUCUAAUGAAAUUAUCUUUUUAAUACGUGUAGUUGAGUACUAGUGACAAAUUAUGAUGAGAAGUGCUUUCGUCAUUGGAUUAGUACCGGAAUGUCGCUGGGGGGUCUCAAAUCGUGUCAUGCAUUUACCUCAAUUUCUCGGUUACUAAAGCUCUGUUUGCGAUUAUAUUGAUGCCUUAGACAUUCUAGAGCAUUGCUUUAUCACUUUAACUUGACUUUCCGGUAACCUUUAGUGUCCCUUUAAGGAACCCGUUUGCUGUUGAUGUGGUGCUGCAUCACCAAGUGUUGCAGCUUGGUGGAAGUCUUCAUGUGCGUGCCUGUGCUGUGAAGAAGUCUUGCCGUUGUUGCCUUCGAAAGCACACAAGCUCACGCAGCCUACAUGUGUAGUUAGAAAACAGCUCGGCUGCAGCAGAAAGCAUGAACAUUAUUUUAGUGGAAUGUUUGUGCAAUUUUGCGUUUCUGUGCUUUUAUUUAUCUUUCUUUGGCCACAUUAGGGGCAUUACGAAGGAGGUUGCCAUCUGCUCUCUGGUGAUGGUUGCAGAGCCGGGUUGACUCAGUCAUUUUAGUCUUAUAUUUUGUGCCAUUAGUAUGGCAUUGAAACAGGGACGUUUUGAAAGCUGCAGGUACUUGGUCUUGCUGUUUGAAUGUAUUAUUUUCCAUUCAAGGUGCUAAUAUGAUGGUGCAGUCAGCUUACAUAGCGAAAUGAUGGUACUGUCUUUCAUCAUUGAAUUUUGAUUUUUUUAGCAGCAUAAACAUUUCGGUAGGCAACAUGGACUUUUAGUUACUGCUGCUUUCAAUUGUAUAAAGCUUUAUUUAUCACUUUGUCACUUUAAGAUUGGCUGACGGCAGUGCUGCCUUGGUGCUGAAAGGUCAGAAUCUUGUUUGUGCGAGCAGGGGCAGGGAUUAGGGAUUUCCAAUGAUUCCUUUUUGAGAAGCAGUGACCUGUCACAUUGCUAAUAAGUCUUGUUCUAUAGCUCUAUCAGUGCCAUCAGCUUACUGCUGCCAAAAAAAAGAAGUUUGCAAUCUUUCAUUUCACAGGUACAUGAAUAUUUUGAAAGCUGGCAUUUUAGUACCUCUGGAAUAGCUCACUUAUGAGCAGGCAGCAGUAAAGGAGUCACAGUUUUAGAAGGAGCUCAGAAUUUGAAGUCACUAUUCACAGAGAAAUUGAAAGAGAAGUGAAAAGGCACUGUGUAAGCAGGUUGCGUCCUUUUAUUUAGGCUGCUGGCUACCUAGCGAGUUUAGAUAAAAUUGAUGCUUCUUGCUUGCUGAUAGCGCUGGAACUAGUUAAGGUUUGGUACAGGUUAGGGUUUGUCAACACAGAGAUACAUCUGCCUUGAAGCUGCCUGUGGGCAUGAGUGAUCCCUUGGCUCUUGAGACAGAUACCCUUGACGUGUAUGCCAUAAGAUAACUUUCAAAACUACACUGAGGUGGCUGUGUUUAAGUUCAGCUCCACUAUGUUUUUAUGUGAAGAGUCUAUUUCUAAGUCAGGCCUUGUGUGCCAUGGUGCCCACACGUGGCAGCAGUUUGAACAGUCAUUAAUGCAGGCUUCGCUUGUGCUCGUGGGAUCUGUGGUAACUGGUCCAGCCCUAUUGCAGAUGUGAACCUGUAAACGCAGCAGCAGCCUGAAAAAGAAACUUUCGUUUAUGAGCGCCUUAAUGCUGUUUUUAGGACUGUCUGAAAGAACAACCUGAUCACCAUGUGCUCAGCACUAAUGCUAGUUUGGUUAAGGUUAAAUUAGUGGUGCAUUUCUGCUUGAUAGCGUGGAGUACGCAGCGGUUUCCUUUAGCAUUGCCAUGCUUCAUACGUUAGCAUAGCAGCUUGGGCAGUAACUUGAGCUGCUUACCCAACUGUAGCCGGAGCGCAGCGCACAAUUCGAUGUCACUUUUCUCUGUGUGCACUGGGUGCAAAUUGAAAUUGUUGGUCACACAUCAGGGUGUGAGGAAUGCUGUAAAUGAGUGCAUGCAGAAAGAUGUUACGCAAGUGUGCUCAUAACAUAGGUAAACCUCGCUCUCUUCACUUGGCAAACUUAAAUGCUCGGUGCCUGCGACAUGCUGAAGGAAUGGAGGCAGUAUGCUGUGUUCUGCCUCCCGUAAAGUGUCCUUUGUCGCAGUGCAUUUAAUGUGCCAUCACGCUCUUCUUCAAGUUGGUCCUCGGUUGCCUUCCUGCUUUGCGUUAAGAAGGCUGUUAACACUGAAGGUUCACCUAUGUGACGAGAGACAGCUUGCUAUCCGAAAACUUUUGUUUUGCACGUGCAGAGCACAGGGGGCAUUUGCAAUGGAGUUUCUGGCAGUUCUGGCGGCCUCCAACAUUCCUCAGUUUUUGAUGCAUCGAGACAUUGCCGGCAUGGCACUGAUAUCCUCACAGCAGCCUGGGCUGCAUGGCCUUUUAAGAAGUGUUGUGUGCCUUUGCAUGAACUGCAGCGUGGCAAUGAGCGUGUGUGGAAUGUGAGGUGUGAGAGUUUGCGGGUGUGCUUGGAGGUACUCGUUCCCCGAUUGUAUUGUGGGAUAGUGGAGCCUUCAGUGUGUUCCUCUUUGAGUGUUUGUGUGAUUUAAGAAGUAUUCCUCGUGCCUGCCCUCCUUCCCCAGUGACGUGUGUGCCGAGCUCUCGGUCGACACUUGUAGGAGAGAAACUGUGAACACGGGGAAGAGGCUUGCCUAUUUUGACGUGAAGCCUGUUGUCUGACUAGGGCAAUACCUCCAGCGCACUUGUUCAGGUGUGCGAUGCGAACUGCCAUUACGAAGCAAGGUAUUAUAUUUUGCAACAAGAACUGGUGUUCAUUGUACAUAGCAUGUAACAUAUAUUUUUCACUUUUUGUAGGUAUUUUGUGUAUGUGUUUGCUAUGAAAUGUUGACAGUUUUUUUUUUUUUUAGAAGGUUGAAUUUGGGUCGUGUGACGCUACACAAGCAGCUGCAUGGGCUAGCUUGUUGCUGUUGCCAAAUAAAACUUCGUUUUAUAUACAGUA
Messenger RNA from Dermacentor albipictus, 6073 nucleotides. Its product is annotated as transcription factor E2F2-like. The record is from RefSeq and is a predicted model, not a curated record. Gene Ontology annotation, cellular component: RNA polymerase II transcription regulator complex. Gene Ontology annotation, molecular function: DNA-binding transcription factor activity, RNA polymerase II-specific; protein dimerization activity; RNA polymerase II cis-regulatory region sequence-specific DNA binding. Gene Ontology annotation, biological process: regulation of transcription by RNA polymerase II. NCBI's taxonomy places the organism in Eukaryota, Metazoa, Arthropoda, Arachnida, Ixodida, Ixodidae.